AGACUGGACACAGCAGAGUGGUGUCGGUUUCUAGGCAGCUCCUCACUCUCUGCCUUUCUGAGAGCCAGGCUAGCUUGUAAAUACCGAAAAACCCAGGCUGUAUUUUGGAGGAUCUAAUGACUGAACACGCCGAUGUUUUCACUGAUAGUCCCAGCCUCCGCCGACAUUCCUCCUCUCAUUUCCACCCCAUGUCUUGUGUUACUGUUCAGGAUCGUCUCUGGAACAUACUGAGGCACUAAAGCUGCCUAAAUGAGCUAACGUCUCAACUGUCUUCAAAGACGAAAGCAACAUUUCCACUGAGACCUAAGUCGUUGCCUGGCAGCAGAUGUCUCGUAGUUUCCCUCAGAGCUCAGAGGCCAGUUGGAGUCAGGAGGUGGGUCCUCAGGAGCAGCAGUGAUGCGGGCUUCAGUGGCAGGCUGCAGGAUGAGCGUAGGCGCUCUUCUUAAUGGGCUGCUGGUCUCUGUGGUAGCAGCUCUACUUUGGAAGUAUUCCAAACUGAGUGAGCAUGCUGCCCUGCUGGAGGAAGAGCUGCACAUGACACAGCAGUCCCAGGAGCUCUCACGGGCCCGCAUCGAUUACCAUGUUGCCCUGCAGGCUCUUCAGAAACAUGGCACCCGCAUGGUCUGCACUGGCAAGAUGCACACUGACCGCAUCUGCCGCUUCGACUACCUCUGCUACUGCUCUGAGGCAGAGGAGUUUGUGUUCUUCCACUCCAAUUCCUCUGUCAUGUUGCCUAGUCUGGGUUCUAGGCGGUUCCAACCUGCCCUGCUGGACUUGUCAUCAGUAGAGGAUCACAAUACCCAAUACUUCAACUUUUUAGAGCUCCCAGCUGCGGCUUUAAAGUUUAUGCCCAAGCCUGUGUUCGUACCAGAUAUGACACUGAUCCUAAACAGGUUUAAUCCUGAUAACCUAAUGCAUGUAUUCCACGAUGACCUACUCCCAGUCUUCUAUACCAUGAAACAGUAUUCAGACUUGGAUGAUGAGGCUCGUCUGGUGUUCAUGGAGGGCUGGGGGGAAGGCCCACACUUUGACCUCUACCAACUUCUCAGCAGCAAGCAGCCACUACUCAAAGAACAGCUUAGAAACUUUGGCAAAUUAAUGUGUUUUACCAAAUCUUACGUUGGCUUGUCCAAGAUGACCACCUGGUACCAGUAUGGGUUUGUCCAGCCGCAGGGGCCUAAAGCCAACAUUUUGGUCUCAGGGAAUGAGAUUCGGCAGUUUGCCAGGGCUCUGAUGGAGAAAAUGAACAUUACCAGAGUGGAGGAGGCUGAGAAGGAUGGAGGGAGUGCUGAAGAUGAGAAGGAGAAAGAGAAGUAUGAUGAUUACAUUGUUGUUUUCAGUCGUUCAACAACAAGGCUGAUACUUAACGAAGCAGAGCUUAUCAUGGUGUUGGCCCAGGAGUUCCAGAUGAGAGUGGUCACACUAUCCCUGGAGGAACAGUCUUUCCCUAGUAUCGUCCAGGUGAUCAGUGGUGCUUCCAUGUUAGUCAGCAUGCACGGAGCUCAGCUUAUCACCUCACUCUUCCUCCCCAGAGGAGCUGCUGUGGUGGAACUGUUCCCCUUUGCUGUGAACCCAGAGCAGUACACACCAUAUAAAACCCUUGCCUCCCUUCCAGGCAUGGACCUUCAUUAUAUCUCCUGGAGGAACACUAAGGAGGAAAACACGAUCACUCACCCAGACAGACCCUGGGAACAAGGAGGCAUUGCUCACUUGGAGAAGGAGGAGCAGGAGCGAAUACUGGCCAGUAAGGACGUCCCUCGGCACCUGUGCUGCCGCAACCCAGAGUGGCUUUUCCGGAUCUACCAGGACACUUUGGUGGACAUCCCUUCUUUCCUGGAAGUCAUCAAAGAGGGCAUGAAGACCAAGCCCAGCUUGAAGAAGUCAAAACCGGCCAGCACUGUCCACCCAGGCCGAGUCAGAGAACCCAAAUGUCAGACCUCAGUACAAACCAAUAAUGAGGCUAAACUCACAGUCUCCUGGCAGAUCCCGUGGAAUCUGAAAUACCUGAAGGUAAGAGAGGUGAAGUAUGAGGUGUGGAUCCAGGAGCAAGGAGAGAACACCUACAUGCCUUAUAUCCUUCCCCAGCAGAACUAUACUUUUUCAGAUAACAUUAAGCCCUUCACCACCUACCUGGUGUGGGUCAGGUGUAUCUUCAACAAGAACCUCUUGGGUCCAUUUGCAGACGUUCUUAUGUGUAAGACCUAGUACAAACACCUUGCCAGUUUGUUGCAGUGCAUUUUCACACAAGAGGUGAGUCAUGCUUGUUCCAGACAAUCAAAUUAGAUCAGUGGACUGCUUGAGAUCAGUGGACUGCAGCAGUUUGUCCAGUGGAAGUUUGGAAUAUGUCAUAUGGCUUGUUUUUACAAACCUAAAAGAGGUUGUUGAACUCUUAACAGAGGUGUUUCCUUGCUCAUCAUAAAGACCAUAGUGACUUCUGGAUGAACUGCAAAAGAUAUGAACCACAGGGUCAGAACUCAAUGGCAACAAUUGUUAAUGAAAGGAAAGUAAACCAUGUCUCUUGUAAUGGUACCAGAAUUUAGAUCAGCAGAUUUAUUUAUGUGCAAAAUAAUAUAUAACAUGUUUUGUUUUUUUUAGAAUUAGUCAAAACAUGGGUUCUUUACCUUUUACAGUAUGCAAUGUAGCUUUUCUGUGGAGAGCAUUUUAGGGUAGCAAGAUUUUUUUAUGUUUUUUGACUUGUCCAAUGUCUACUAUGUGUGUGAUACCCAUGUGGCUUGGUUUUCCUACCUGUUGUUUAAUCACAUACACCAUUAUUUGUAGAAACUAGCCAAUACCAAAGCAAUUUUUCCCACAUUAGUUCAGCUAGUCAUCAUUCAUGCCAUAUUAAUGUCUCAUGUUAUGAAUCUCUCAUAUAUACAGUUUGAAACACUGUCUCUAAAACAAUGUGAAGGAUUUGUGUAAAAGAAGUGUCAAGCAAGAGUUUUCAUGAAUGCUACUCUAAUCAAUGUUUUUGAUCCUGAGAGCAAAGAAUUAUGAAAUUUCAGAAUACUUAAUGGAAUAUUUUGAUGAAGGAUGUGAUGAAAGAUGCUGCUCUUUCACAGCAAUAUCUUUAAAUUAUUUCCUUAUGUGUUAUAACUGCAUAAAUGAAUAUUUUUCUCUAAUUGGCAAUAAAUACAAGUGUAAUAAUUGUAAUUUUAUGUGGCGAGUUAAAUCUAUUACACCACACUUUAAUUAGUAUAAGGCAGUCCUUCCUGUAAGCAACAAUAUGCUGCUGGACAGUUGGACUUUACUGCUUCGUAUAAAGUAUUUUCAUCAAGAUAACAAGGUAUGUUGCAGCGUAGGAUUCCACUGCCUUGUGUAAAACUCUCCUAACUAAGAUAUAAUUCCCAGCGAUGUGUGCUUACUUUCCUCAAAUAUUUCCUCGCUGUUAAGAAAAAUUCUACUGUUGAAUUUAGAUCAAAACAAUAGACAUCCGAAGCUGGCUUUUAAAGUUGUUGUUGUUGUGUCACAUGCAAAUGAAGUGCUGCAAAAGUGUAUUUAACUUUUAGACACACGAAUUGGAGGUGUUAGUAUGUGGUAGUAGAAAUGUAGCCAGAGAUUGUUUAUGGAAUGUCACAAGUACAAUACACUGCCACCCAUAUAUUGUGUUAUAUUGUGCCAUUGUUAAGAUCUAUGACCUCUCCUCUAAACAUUACAAUAACCUCUUUGUAAAGUAUUGGAAUUUGCAAUAUAUCCCUAUAUUUCAGUUUUUCACUUCACUGAUUUUUUUUUUUCUAAAGUUCUCAGAUGCAGUUCUGUUUGUCAAUGCAAAUUUAAGAGAUUAUUUUGAGCCGUUCUGCGUGCAGGAUGUGAUUGUUUGGAUAUGCAUUGUUUGUAUUGUUGGUAAGAUUUCUGGGUUCCCCUUUCCUAGCUCAGUGGAGACAUCACACUGUAUGUGCUGAGUGAAAGAAGAGUGUACAAUGCUCUGUUUUCUAAAUUAGCAAU
Molecule: messenger RNA, 3942 nt
Organism: Xiphias gladius (swordfish)
Lineage: Eukaryota; Metazoa; Chordata; Actinopteri; Istiophoriformes; Xiphiidae
Gene: pomgnt2
Product: protein O-linked mannose N-acetylglucosaminyltransferase 2 (beta 1,4-)
Exons: 2
Coding region: 397-2205 (602 amino acids)
Biological process (GO): protein O-linked glycosylation via mannose
Cellular component (GO): endoplasmic reticulum
Molecular function (GO): protein binding; protein O-acetylglucosaminyltransferase activity
Source: RefSeq, a predicted model, not a curated record